Molecule: messenger RNA, 693 nt
Organism: Xenia sp. Carnegie-2017
Lineage: Eukaryota; Metazoa; Cnidaria; Anthozoa; Malacalcyonacea; Xeniidae
Product: protein mono-ADP-ribosyltransferase PARP15-like
Exons: 3
Coding region: 1-693 (230 amino acids)
Biological process (GO): negative regulation of gene expression
Cellular component (GO): cytoplasm; nucleus
Molecular function (GO): NAD+ poly-ADP-ribosyltransferase activity; transcription corepressor activity
Source: RefSeq, a predicted model, not a curated record
AUGAUAGCAAGCCAUAUGUUCAAAAAACGUAUUAGUCAGUACACCAUAAAAGAAAUUUCCUCAACUAUAGAUAUCCCAGUUCCAUCAAGUUGGUCACCUCAGCCUUCCGAUCAAGUUGUCAAUGUUGAAAAACUUAAACCAUCAUCCGCUGAAUAUGACGAGAUAAAAAAUUAUUUCAAGGCUUGUAAAGGAGAUCCUGACGAAAUUUAUGAGAUUCAAAGGAUACAAAACCCCGGGCUUUACUGUCGUUACCAGACCUUUAAAAGUUCAAUGCGUGAUGAUGUGAAUGAAAUGCGUCUUUUUCACGGCACUAACCCAAACAACGUUGAAGCAAUAAACUCGAACAACUUUAGCGAAGGCUUUGCUGGCGUAAAUGGAGCAAUUUAUGGAAAUGGAGUAUACUUUGCAAGAGAUGCAUCGUUUUCUCUGGAUUACUCUCGUGAACAGUGUUCUGCUGGAUCACAACCAAAGAUAUACAUCGCCAAAGUUCUUGUUGGAAAGUACACAUUGGGUAAGGAAGGACUAAAGGCACCACCAUCAAGAAAUGAUCCCAGUAAUCCAGGUCUACUUUAUGAUUCUGUUGUCGAUAACCAAAAUAAUCCCACAAUGUUCGUCAUUUUCCAAGAUAACCAGUGCUAUCCUGAGUAUCUUAUAACAUUGAAAAAUAAUGGAGCAAUUCAGCGGCGUAGCUAA